GCUGGAGACUUUCGAAGUAUGGCUUCAUCUUUAGUUUCCACACAUUCCAGCAGGGACACCACAAUGGACGACAAAACUCAUGAAAGUGAAGAGUCUCAGAAUAUCUGCUCCACGACCGAAUGGUCCUCGAUUUUGAAACAGGUCCAGAGCAGUCAACCAAAUAAGCUCCCUUCCCAAAAAGUCCUCCUCGUUUUGGGUGAUAAUGAGGUCGGGAAAACGACGCUUAUGGGGAAACUCGCAGGUGUCGAGGAUCCGAAACGGGGGUCCGGUCUGGAAUACCAUCAUCUCCUCAUCAAAGACGAUUACACCGAGGAUACAACGAGAUUGGGCGUAUGGGUUCUGGACGGAGACCCUUGGCAUCGUAAUCUACUACGCUUCGCCUUGAACGAAGUGAAUCCCCUGAUGGAAGACUCAAUGGUGGUUCUCACGGCUUCGAUGGCAACGCCUUGGAGUAUCGCGUCAUCACUAGAAUCGUGGGCCAACAUCUUAGAAGAGCACAUUUCUCGAUUAAAACUCAGUCCGGAGUACGUGGGCAAGUGUAAAAAAAGAAUUCUACGGAGAUUCCAGGAAUAUACGGACCCCGGGGACGAUGUGGCAGGCGAUAGCAGUCCCAUGAGACGUUCGUCAACUGCACAGACAUUAUUAAGCGAAUCACUACACGAGAAGGACGACAAGGAAUUUCUUCCCCUGGGAGAAGAGACAUUAUCUCAUAAUCUCGGGCUUGAUAUGGUCGUCGUUAUCACGAAGACGGACACAAUGCCUUCUCUGGAGAAGGAGCACGAGUACCGUGACGAGCAUUUCGACUUCAUCCAGCAAUGGGUUCGACGGUUCUGUCUGCGGUACGGGGCUGCUUUAGUGUACACGUCGGCGAAAGAAGCAAACAAUUGUGACCUUUUGUUCAAAUACAUCUCACAUAGAGUGUACGGAGUCCCACACAAAUUUGUUACACCGGGUCUCGUUGUUGAAAAGGAAAGCGUCUUCAUUCCGUCGGGAUGGGACAGCGAGAACAAAAUCGCAAUUUUGUAUGAAAAUAUCAAAUCUGCAAAUCCUGACGAUAGCUUCUCGGAAGUGAUUAUGAAGCCUCUCAUUCGGAAGCCCAUAUCAAGAGAACCCGAAGUACAGGCCGAAGAUGACCAACGGUUUUUGGACAAGCUCAAUGUCGCUCUGCAACAAAUCUCGUCGAAUAAUACAGGAACCAAAACGACACCGCUGAAAACUGAGCGACGGUCCUCGACUGGUCCCGGAAUAGCGACUUCUGGAAAAAAGGACGAUCUUCCACUCUCCCUAAAGAACCUGCCGCAGAUUGAACCUGGCAAGGGAAUCUCUGGCAUGUCGGGCAACGAGGGAGUGCUUCACAAUUUUUUCAACAGUUUGUUAACCAAGAAGUCCGGCCCCGCGACUUCUCCGUCUGUUCUUAGGACGAGUCAAGGUGUCAACGGUUCGCUUUCCGAAGCAUCGUCUUCGGACCCGUCAUCGACGAAUCCUGCUCCUCCGGAGUCGUAGAUCUCCGCGCCGAGUCGUUCACAAGCUUUCUCGCGUCGUGCUUAAAAACAGCAGGAGUUACUGAUGGGCCACUUCCGUCAGGAUGAUCGUGUCUCGCACCAGAGGCGGAUAAUUAUUUCAUUCAAUGAUCGGGGGAACAUAUUCCCGAUGAGAGAGAAUCAUUUGCAAACGAGCUCCCGUUCUUUGAUUCGAUUAUCGUCGUCGUUGUGGAUUUCCACAAGAUGUAUCAAUCCCCGGACUUGAGGCUUUACUUACGACGUCAUACAUAUGACAAUUUGGUUCGAAGUCUUUCAACGAAUUAUCCUCAUCCGAAUCUAAGGUAUUUAUCUGUGUGCCUCGGAAUCUUUUCUCUGUCACAGAGAAGAGUUCAAUACAUGAAGGAUCAUCAUCCUUCGGUGAUGACGACAGAAUAUCUCGGCCGGGUGUCCAACGGCUCGAGGUCGUCCUCACUAUUUCCCGCGUUUUCGCUGUAAUUUAUUACGUUUACGUUGAUUCUAGAAUUUCAAAGCCCAGGAUGUGGUCUAUUGCGUGUCCCGUCUCUUAUUUAUCGAAUAUGAUCUAUAAUGUUUAUUAUUAUUUUCGGAAAGAUGCGUUUGAUGCCUGAAAAGUCGAUCCAGGCUCUCGAGGCAAGAGAUGUCUGAGUUCCCUGAGACUCAGAUCGAUUGAGCCACGGAUAAUACUAUUUUGAAGAAUGACCCGACAGAGAGGAAUCAUGUUGCGCGAGUGUGUGAUAGGAUGGUCUUGUUUGCGCAAUGAGCGGGAGGCGCGAUGCGACUUCGAGUCGAGCUUCGGUGCCAAGUCCGUUUAAUUGAGUCACCCGAUUCCCAACGUUCCGAGAAAGUGCCCGUUCCUCCGAGAAAUUUCGGAAUGUAAAUAAAAAGCUUUAUGUGUCUGCACACGCACUCUCGGUAUCCGGGCACUACAUGUUUCCUGUCGACCUCAAUCUAGAUUAUGACCUAGAACUCGGGACUGUCAACCGCCAUUCAUUGGAGUUUGCAUUCGGAGCCUUCCUAGGAGCUCACUGUCGCGGAGCUUCAUCCGGGACUACUUGUGCCGGGUGCAAUUACCUAGCUGAGA
Messenger RNA from Galendromus occidentalis (western predatory mite), 2580 nucleotides. RefSeq names its product dynein light intermediate chain (gene Dlic). The coding region runs from base 19 to 1503 and encodes 494 amino acids. Gene Ontology annotation, biological process: microtubule-based movement; microtubule cytoskeleton organization. Gene Ontology annotation, molecular function: dynein heavy chain binding. The transcript is spliced from 13 exons. Gene Ontology annotation, cellular component: cytoplasmic dynein complex; centrosome. The record is from RefSeq and is a predicted model, not a curated record. Lineage: Eukaryota; Metazoa; Arthropoda; Arachnida; Mesostigmata; Phytoseiidae.